GCACCCUAUUCCUUUGGUUGUUUUGGCCCAGUUUUAAUUCUGCUAUUGCAAAUGACUCAGGCCACCGGACUAUAGCAAUUGUCAACACUUACUACUCCCUUGCUGCAUGUACUGUUGUAACAUUUGCCCUUUCCAGCCUGGUGGAUGAGAGAGGCAAAUUUAGUAUGGUUCUCAUUCAAAAUGCCACGCUGGCAGGAGGAGUAGCUAUAGGCACCUGCGCUGACAUGUCAAUCUACCCUUUUGCUGCCAUGUGCAUUGGGAGCUUUGCUGCAAUCAUCUCUGUCCUUGGGUUCAAGUUCUUGACUCCUUUAAUGGCCUCCAAGCUGCACAUUCAAGACACUUGUGGAGUCCAUAAUUUACAUGGUUUACCUGGAAUACUGGGAGGUGUUGCAGGCAUCAUUGCAACUGCAGUGAGAAACGAAAGAAG
Molecule: messenger RNA, 427 nt
Organism: Tinamus guttatus (white-throated tinamou)
Lineage: Eukaryota; Metazoa; Chordata; Aves; Tinamiformes; Tinamidae
Source: RefSeq, a predicted model, not a curated record